CAUAUGUGUCGCUCUCCUAUAUCUCCGUCAUUGAACCUCUGUUGGUCGAGUCAUCCCAAGAUGUGGCAUCUGGUGUUUUUGUCAAGACGGGGUGUAAGCUGGACGGGACUCCCCUCAGCAAUGCAACCAAUGCGGGUGACAUCAGAGCUCCCCACCUGCACGUCUCAGGGACUCCCGAUUGCGUUGCACCGUGGUGCUGAUUUUGCGGGGUAUGGAGCACAAAGCCGGCGCCAAGCCUGUCACGGUUUAGCGUCGAAUUGCUUCAAUCCUUCCAGGCCUGCCGCCAAAUCGUCAAUUCGCUUUGGAACCUUCCUGUCCGUUCUCGAGGAUAGAUAGCUUGGAUAUCAAGGCGAUGUCGAUGUCGGAGAUGGCAAUGCGGAUGAAGCAAAUUUGGACGACGAGACUCACGAACUUUUCAGUCACGGUUCAUGAACGCCGGGGCCCUUUUUCAUGUGACCAUCCACUGCAGCAAGUGGAAGCUUCCGAAAACAAAUCAGGCCAGAUUCGAAACUCGUCCCCGCCCGUGAUUGGAUUCGUUAAUUCGUCAACCUUAUCGCCCUUCCUUCCUCUGUUGUCAGGCAACCCAACCCGGACCCUUCAGUGACUCAACUGGGGACACUGUCGGCAACUUCGUCAUCGAAGGGUCCAGAACUCGAUACAGCCUCAACACCAGCCAUUUCAUCCUCGGGACAUGAACCAUGUCUUCAGUCACCAGCUUAAAUGGACAAGUUGUCCAAAACGUAUUUCGCCUCGCCUUGACGUGGGGACAUCAUCAGAUAGACCCUCAAAGAUAACACUUGGGCAGAUGCCGUUGUGUACCACAGUGGAUAUGGCAUCGCGACUUUCUCGUCCAUCUCUCUAUAUUCUGAUGGCAUGAUUGCUUCCCGGCGCUAUGCUUGAGGAGGACAAGUGUCUAUGUAGAGGUCUCAAAGUAGUGUACAUAUCCCCGACAAUGCAACGGCGGACCGCGGACCUGAGCUGAACGGGAGAUCAAGUGGCAUGAUGUCGGCCGGGGAUCUCUCCCGACCUGCCACCGCAUGGUGUGCAAGGCAAACAGCGCUCACCUGCAAGAUAUAUAUAAACCAAUUGAACCUAUACGACCCUUCUCAUAGAACCAACGAAAUGGCAAACUCACUUUCAUAUUCCGGCUGUGUGCUUUUGUCGUACGGUUGUCGGUCAAAGCAACUCCGUUAUUGGGGCUGUCCGACAUCGGCAAAUCCGCCCGAGAGCCAUUGCAAUGUGGUUCAGUCAGUGAAUCGAUGUCACCAUCUCACUCAGCUGUUAAGCUAACACUGUCUGCUGACCAAAUUCGCACGCACUAUUUGCGCUGACUUCCCGGCCAAAGCACAGUUUUUUAUCCCCUUCGCACAUGAAGAUCCGUAGUGGCGAAAGAUUUGUAAUGCAGAUCUUACAUUUCGUCGUCGAAACCUGCAGGCCCAAAAUCUCUACACUGUGUAUUUCUAAUCGAAUGCCUAUCAAAUUGUUACAAUCCACCAUCACAUCGCUGUUUGUCUUAUCGGAGUAUCAACUGUAUUCUCAAUCUUGCAAUUCCGCGGGACCAAAGAGACAGAGACUCGAUCUCGACAACAACAACAACAACAAAGACUCGUAUAUUUUCGUUUUCUUUUUUCCAAUUCGCUGCCCGAAAAGCAGCAGCCAAACAGGGCAACACAUUGUUUCAUCUUCCCCAGACGAACGACCCCGCCAUCCACCACCACCACCAUGUCGCCCAUAACUCUCGAUCUCACAUCCGACUUCAACCCCGCCAACACCACCGGCGCGGGGUCGUCGUCGUCGCAACCCAGAACCCUCCUCGUUGCGCCGCCCUCGGUCGCCUCCCACGAGGAACGCAUCAGCGCCCUCUUCUCCACCUACCCCCGCGACACCACCGACCUGCACAUGCUCGACCGACUCGCCGCCGGUCUCGUCACCCUCCCCACAUCCACCUACGACCUGAUCCUCGUUUUGACCGACCCGGACGGCAGCCGACACGCCGAAGCCUCGGCCCUGCUCAGCAACCGCGCCGUGUGGUCGCUUCUCGUCCCCGCCCUCAAGGCCGGUGGCAAGCUGCGCAGCGAAGAUGGCACCCUCGGCAGGGACACCACCACCCCCGAGGCCCGCGAGGCCGUGCUAGCCGGUCUCGUCGCCGGCGCCGACGGCUUCACCAAGCCCGAUUACGCCGAGGAGGAAGCCGUGCCGCUGCGUUUUGGUCUCAAGAGAAAGACCAACCCCAACCCCGUAGUUGCGCCCAUCCAGCCUGUCGCCCAAGUCGUCACUGCCGCCCCAGCCGGCGUCGGUUUCGUCACGCUCGAUUUGAACGACGAUCUUGAUCUCGACGGUGAAGACGACGACGACGAUGUGAUUGACGAGGACACACUCCUCACGGAAGCGGACCUGCGCCGCCCCAUCCAGCAGCCGCCCGAGUGCCAGCCCAAGCCGGGCAAGAAGAGAAGGGCGUGCAAGGACUGCACGUGCGGGCUGGCGGAGCGGUUGGAGGCGGAGGACAAGGCGCGCAGGGACAAGGCGGACCAGGCGCUGAACACGCUCAAGCUCAAGAGCGAGGACUUGCUGGAGCUGGACCUGACAGUUCCCGGGAAGACAGGGAGCUGUGGUAGCUGUGCGUUGGGAGAUGCUUUCAGGUGUGCUGGCUGCCCCUACCUAGGUCUCCCACCCUUCAAGGUCGGCGAGGAGGUGUCGAUCCUCAACAACGUGCCGCAGUUGUGAUGUGGAGGGAAAAGAAAAGAACAGUUGGAUGCCAAAAGAGAAAGUGGAACGAACCAGUUCAGCGCCAAAUUAUCACCAGCAUGAAAGUAAGGCCUGACACACGACGAUUUCGCAACAAGAUACCCGGCUAUGAAAUUUGCUUUCUAGAUUCUUCAGGAUAGAUGUUCGUCCUGGGGUUUUUUUUUUCUUUUUUUUUUUUUUUUCUUACGUUAGUUAUGUUACGAUAGUCUUCACAUGGAUGCUUUUCGGGUCAAAUCUGAUGCACAAAAAAGUGUUCUUCACCGUGUAUGGUCCCUUCUGAUUAAUGGGGCAUAGGAUUUGCGAACAUAGGAAAAGGGGUGUUGAUGUUUUUACGUCAAUUUGGAAUGGUUCAUUGUGCAGAUCAAUCUCAAGAUAAGAUGGUACUCAAAUUGCCUAAAGCCU
Neurospora crassa OR74A is the source of this 3147-nucleotide messenger RNA. RefSeq names its product dre-2. The coding region runs from base 1723 to 2724 and encodes 333 amino acids. The record is from RefSeq and is a predicted model, not a curated record. Gene Ontology annotation, biological process: iron-sulfur cluster assembly. Gene Ontology annotation, molecular function: iron-sulfur cluster binding. Gene Ontology annotation, cellular component: cytoplasm. Lineage: Eukaryota; Fungi; Ascomycota; Sordariomycetes; Sordariales; Sordariaceae. The transcript is spliced from 3 exons.